Molecule: messenger RNA, 1888 nt
Organism: Pimephales promelas (fathead minnow)
Lineage: Eukaryota; Metazoa; Chordata; Actinopteri; Cypriniformes; Leuciscidae
Source: RefSeq, a predicted model, not a curated record
GCGCUGGCUGAGUCCUCCGGCUUCUCUCGUAGCGCUCUCGCGGUACUUUGAUGGCAUACAAAUCAGGUAUUCUAAUCAGAUGUUCUAGACCUGGAUGAGAUGAGAAACCCUUCUUUGUAAAGAGACAUGGACAAACCAGAUGAGUGGAUGUAGUCGAUUAGAGAAGGCUGACUGGGCUGGACAUUUGAUUAUGGUUGAGUGGUGGUGGAAUUGCACUGACCAUCCUGAACUGAGACAGGGCUGCGGAGAAGUUUAGAAGAAGAUAAGAGAACAGAGUGACACGCAGGAUCAAUAACAGCCCACACACACCAUAUUCAUAAUGGCCAGUGCUGUAAUCACGGAGGCCUCAGGCGUGCUGGCGACCUCCGGAGACAUAAGCACGGCUGACCUGGUGUGAACAGUCUCGUAAAUAGUCUCUGGCGCAGCAGACGUGACGUGAACAGGAUCAGGCUGGGCAGGCAGGCGUGACAUGAACAGUCUCUGGCGCGGCAGGCGUGAUGUGAACAGUCUCUGGGGCGGCAGGACCGUCCUGAAGAGGCUCAGGCUGGGCAGACCUGAGGUGAAGAGUCUCUGGCGUGGCAGGCGUGACGUGAACAGUCUCUGGCGCGGCAGGACCAACGUGAAGAGGCUCAGGCUGGGCAGACCUGAUGUGAUGAGUCUCUGGGACGGCAGGCAUGACAUGAACAGUCUCUGGUGCGGCAGGCGUGACGUGAACAGUCUCUGGUGCGGCAGGCGUGACAUGAACAGUCUGUGGUGCGGCAGGAUCGACGUGAAGAGGCUCAGUUUGGGCAGACCUGAGGUGAAGAGGCUCAGGCACGGCAGGCGUGACGUGAACAGUCUUUGGCGCAGCAGAUGUGAUGUGAAGAAGCUCAGGCUGAGGGGAUAUAGUGAGCUUGUGGGACCCCUCAUUAACAAAGCCCACAGUAAAGGACGAGCCGCUUAUCCGAAAGGCAAGGUGGAGUGGAUUUUGGAGAAGGGAAAGCUGCCUGGAGAAAAACGUACAGGAAUAGUGGGUUGUGCUGAGGUGUAGAAGGAAGCUGGAGAUGGAGGAGGUCUUGAUGGUGGAGGUGAGGGCAAGCCAUGGCACCUCGGGGUACGAGAAGCGGCUUGGGUAGGCCGGCGGCCGCGCAGUGAAGCUGGAGGUUCAGGUAGCGGUGACCUGUUGAGCAUGGGAGCUCGUUGCAGUGUUGGGAAGCUGAGAUGAAGCCUGACUGACGAAGGAGUCGUCAUCGGAAGGGAAGAGUUCAAUCUCUGACAUUGUGACAAAUGGGCGGGACCAAAUGCUGAAACUGUCAAGGAAUGUUAGGUGAGUUGACAGAAAAUAUUUAUAUAUGCUUCAUCUUAUGCUGAUAGACAUGUAAUUGUUUGGUGACGACUUAAUUGGAAUGAUUUAUUUGAACGUGCUCCUCCCGAACCUUGUUUAUAAAACAUCUUUUCGUUAAAUUCAAGGGGUCUUCAUGUUUUAUUUUGAUGUGCAAUUUCAGUUUUGUGUAAUGUGAUCAUCAUGGAUUAUUAAGUGUAAAAUAGCAAAAAUUUCAUUCAUUCAUGCAUGAUGGCGAUUCAAACUUAAUUCACUUCAAUAAAGAUAACUAUACAUGCUAUUCUUGUCAUGAGCAUCAAUGUGUGGUGGUGCAUGUUUAGUACAUGAUGUAAGUUCAAAGAUUGGAAAAAAAAAUUUAAUUGUUGGAGGCCAUUGAUCUGCGUGCACAGUCCUUAAAAUCCAUUCUGUGUUAAGGUAAGGCAUGUUAUUCCUAAUUAUGUGUUGUGGCUGGGUUGUUAUAGGUCUGCGUCACUCUCGAUGUCUUAGGCCUAAUUGAAAGAAGGAAUUGUGGUAUUCUUCUGUAAUUUAACCCUUGUUCAAGUGAACUCAAAGACAGCCUAUGUAUAG